This is a messenger RNA of Symbiodinium natans, 975 nucleotides long. The record is from the annotation of a GenBank genome assembly. Lineage: Eukaryota; Dinophyceae; Suessiales; Symbiodiniaceae.
AUGACCCAAACCAUUCCAACCCUGCCGCCGGCUGCAGGCCCUUGUCCGCCCUCGGAAAACGGCUGUGGCAUUUAUGCCAGGCUAGAUGGUGAUCCGGAAGCCGGCAACCGCGAGGAAUGGCCGAAAGGCCACACGACGUGGUGCGUCGUGAAGAGCUACAUUUGCUUCUUGUGCAUGAUGGUCCUUUGCUUUUGGAUGGGGAGAAAGGUCGCCCCUUUGUCCAGAGGUGAAAUGGAUAGCUUCCCUCUUUGGGCCGGCGAAGCCUCCCUCGAAGACAGGAAGUGCGUUUUCAACAUCUUCCUUGCUCGGCACUGCAACAAGAAUCCACCUUGGGCAAAGGACCCGACGCGGAUGCAGCUUUGCACAGAGACCGGCUUCCUGCGUGGAGAGCACAUGGCUGCCGUCUUUGGCCCGGGUGGCAAGUUUCCAGUUCCGGACAGGCUCUUUGCUCGGCAUCUUGCUCCCGGAUUUUACAGCAGCAGAGAUUUGUACCUCCUUUGGCCACUGGCGCAGCGGCUGAAGCUGGUGGUGAACACAACUUUCAAGCAGGAGGACCCGCUGCAGCUCGUCCGCGCUCUUCAUGAAGGGCGGGAGGCCAGCUGUGGGUCGGGGGUAUCCGAACAAACGGUUCUGGUUUCCUGGGACCACUGCACCAUCCCUGCGCUCGCGCAGGCGCUUGGCUGCAAUGACCAGAUCUGCCGUUCCUGUUGGGACGAUGCUGAAUACGAUCGGGUCAUAUGGCUGAGGUAUGCCGGUUUGAGGCAGCCCAGCCACAAGAACAUGUCCUGGAACAUGACUGCGAGAGCAGUUGCCGAAAAUUAUUCCUCUCCGCGGGGUGCCAUGGGCUACAAAGAGUGCCUGGGCAACCCGGUCGAGAACCAGCGCUUUGGCUACACCUGUCAAGCACCGCCGUCCUGGGACUCGUUGCCAACGUUCGUGACGGGCCCUGAGGAGCGCUCCUCUCCGAGGUCGUAG